Messenger RNA from Rhinichthys klamathensis goyatoka, 1814 nucleotides. It is a transcript of the gene pkp1a, whose product is annotated as plakophilin-1. The record is from RefSeq and is a predicted model, not a curated record. Gene Ontology annotation, molecular function: cadherin binding. The transcript has 12 exons. Gene Ontology annotation, biological process: cell-cell adhesion; cell-cell junction assembly; intermediate filament bundle assembly. Lineage: Eukaryota; Metazoa; Chordata; Actinopteri; Cypriniformes; Leuciscidae. Gene Ontology annotation, cellular component: nucleus; cytoplasm; plasma membrane. Bases 50 to 1651 code for a protein of 533 amino acids.
CAAGGAGAGGUCUUCUACUGUGCGUUAUAACUCUGGAAGUGUACACUCCAUGAUGCUGGAGAAUAACCCGCUGGUCAGCGCCAGCCAAUCGCAGUUCAUUAACAUCAAGCCUUCCUCCAGCCAAUCACAGAUAGGGACGAAAGUCCCCAUUACCAGGAGCAAAUCAGAAGGAUCGGGUACGAAUGGUGCCACUGUAGAAAUGCCUGAUAUCGGUCUGGAGGAAGCAGUGCGUUAUCUGUCACUCUCGGAUGAGAGCACUCAGCUGAGGGGAGCUUCAUUCAUACAACACCAAGCCUUCACAGAAGACGAAGCCAAAGAAAAGGUUUGGCGGUUGUCAGGGAUUCCUCCUCUGAUUAAGUUGCUGAAAAGUGACAAUUUACAAUUGCAACAGACGGCCGCCUCUGCACUGCGCAACAUAGUUUUUAAAGACAAAAAUAAUAAGCUGGAGGUGGAAAGAUGUGAAGGAAUAGAAGCCAUUCUGACGUUGCUCAAAAACACCAACGUAGAAGAAACCCAGAAACAACUCACUGGUUUGUUGUGGAAUCUGUCCUCGGCUGAUGAGCUGAAGCCAGAGCUGAUCAAGAACGCCAUGCCCCUGCUUACAGAAAGCAUUGUGGUGCCAUACAGCCUUUGGACUGACAUCAACACCUGCAAACACAUUGACCCAGAGGUCUUCUACAACACCACCGGCUGUUUCAGAAACCUCAGCUGCGCCAGCGAUAAGGAGAGGAUAUCUAUGAGGAACUGCACGGGACUUAUCGACUCUCUCAUCACUUAUGUUCAGACUCAGGUGGAAAGAGGAGAGCCAGAUGAUAAGUCAGUGGAAAACUGUGUCUGCAUACUCCAUAACCUGAGCUACCAGCUGGAGAAAGAGGCUCCUGAUCACUUCCCAGAGUUCUCUAACCCUGACGUGAGCCCACAAGAGAACAAAAACAACAAGAGCAUCUUCAACCACAAGAGAACCAAGACUCAAAAGGCGGUCAGCUUCUCAGCCAUGGAGGUGGAUAAGCCUGAAGGAGUGAAUUGGUUGUACCACCUGAAGUCGCUGCAGCUGUACCUGUCUCUGCUGGGCUUCAGUCAGAAAGAAGCCACCCUGGAGGCGUGCUGUGGAGCUCUGCAGAACCUCACAGCUUCAAAGAGCCCUGUGUCCACUCUGAUGAGUCAAACCAUCAUAGAGAAGCUGCAUGGCUUGCCUGUCAUUUCCCCUCUGCUGAAUUCUCCAAACUUGGGCCUACAGAAGACCGCCAUGUCCUUAGUGGGCAACAUAUCCCGUGUGGCAUCUCUACGGAGUACUAUGGCCAAGGAAAUUCUUCCCAAAGUCAGCACUAUGGUCUCGACUGUGACCCCGAAAAUGGUUGAAUCGGACCGCUCCAUCUCUACAGCGUGCCGCGUGAUGCACACACUCAUGCUGGCAGAGCCUGACAUUGGGAAGACGAUGUUGAACCAAAAACUCAUCGACUCUCUGAGCUUGCUGAGUUCAAAUGUAUUUUUCGACACAGCCAGAAAGGAUGCUGGAGUUCUUCUCUGGAGUUUGUGGGGAGAAAAGGACUUCCAGAAUGUGCUGAAAAAGCAAGGGAUGAACAAGGACACGUUUAUAAAUGCCGUCACUGCUACGGCGUACCAGGGGGUAAAAAACAUGAACGGAAACUGAGCGAUGUGCAGUCGAGGUCUCCUGGAAGCCACAGAGAGAGUAGCUGGAUUUGGGAAAAGUUUCCAGCCAAAGUGUAUUGCAAGGCUUAAUGGGUAUAGAUUUAAAGGGAAAGACGCCACACCAUGUCUCUCCAAACCCAAAUGAUAUUCUUCCAUGGAACUAG